Hordeum vulgare subsp. vulgare (domesticated barley) is the source of this 3342-nucleotide messenger RNA. Its product is annotated as receptor kinase-like protein Xa21. Gene Ontology annotation, biological process: protein phosphorylation. The transcript has 3 exons. The record is from RefSeq and is a predicted model, not a curated record. NCBI's taxonomy places the organism in Eukaryota, Viridiplantae, Streptophyta, Magnoliopsida, Poales, Poaceae. Bases 211 to 3213 code for a protein of 1000 amino acids. Gene Ontology annotation, molecular function: ATP binding; protein binding; protein kinase activity.
CAGUACGGUGUGUGGCGCAAAGCCCGCGGUAGAAACUGCAUUUAAACCGCUAGGGCCUGACUCCUGAGCACUUGAAAGGUAAGCAUACAGACAUCAUACCGGCAAAGCCAAGCCGCGGAUGCUGUGCACUCCUUGCAGAGCAGAGGUAACACGUACGCGGCUAAUGCCUGACUGAGCACUCCGUGAAGAAACUCACUCACCUACAUCAGUAUGGUUGUCCUACUGGCGUUUCUGCUGCUGCUGCUGUCCUAUGGAGCUGGCAACAUCCAUUGCUCAACAGUCAGUCACGAAAACAGAACAGACGUGCACUCGUUGCUCGAGUUCAAAGCGGCUACCAACGACCCAACAGGUGCCCUAAGAUCUUGGAACAGGCGUGUCCACUACUGCAACUGGACGGGCGUCAGAUGCAGCUCACUGAAACCGGAGCGCGUCGUUGCUCUGAGACUCCCCGGCCAAAGCUUGUCAGGCGAGAUCAGCCCCUCUUUUGGGAACUUGACGUACCUUAAGGUCCUCGAUUUGUCCUCCAAUGGCUUCUCCGGCCUGUUACCUCCUAUGAACCUGCUCCAUGAGCUGGUCCACCUUGACCUGAGCUUCAAUUCGUUUCAGGGGACGAUUCCUGACUCACUCAUGAAUUGCUCCAACCUACACUAUCUAGUUCUUUCUGGAAACAUGCUACAAGGUCCAAUCCCCAAGAAAAUUGGUUCGCUCUAUAAUCUAUUAGGCUUAGGCCUUGCUAGGAAUAAUCUUACCGGGGUCAUCCCACCAACCAUCAGCAACGCCACCCAGUUAGAACAACUCGAUCUUGGGGAAAAUGAACUAGGGGGGAGCAUUCCUGAUGUGUUUGGGCAAUGGCCCAAGAUGUUGGAAUUGUCCGUAGGUGAAAAUAGGCUCUCAGGUCGAAUACCACCAUCCUUCUUUAAUCUGACUUCGGUUCAAAUAUUAGGCUUGUAUGCAAAUAAGCUACAAGGGGAAUUGCCUCCUGACAUUGGCGAUACCCUCCCUGAAAACAUACUUUUUUCGCUGGGCGAGAACAUGCUUCAUGGUCACAUCCCAGCUUCGCUAGGCAACGCUUCACGGCUACAACUCAUGGAUUUAUCAGAUAACAGCUUCGUUGGAGAAAUUCCUAUUUUCGGAAAGCUACCAAACCUUGAGAACUUAAACCUUGGAUAUAAUAUGCUUGAAUCAAGUGAAAGCCAAAGAUGGGAAUCCUUGUAUGGACUAACAAACUGUAGUAAUCUAUAUGCGCUCACAUUAGAUAAUAAUCAGCUGCAAGGAGCCAUACCGGAUUUGGUCGGUAAGUUGUCCACUAAACUCACACGUCUACACAUGAAUGGAAACAAUCUAUCAGGAAUAGUUCCUUUAAGCCUAGCAAACCGUAGUAGCAUAAUCGAUUUGGAUCUUAGCAACAACAGCUUAACUGGUAAAAUUGAAGGAUGGUUAGGGAGUCUAAUAAACUUACAAUAUUUAGAUCUUCAUGGAAACAAUUUCGCCGGGUCCAUUCCACCAUCUUUUGGCAACCUUUCAGAACUGACAAUACUUUCUCUAGCACAAAAUGAAUUUGAAGGUCCCAUACCUCCCACAUUGGGAAAACUUUCACAACUCUCAAGGCUGGACCUUAGCUAUAAUAAUCUGCAAGGUGAGAUACCUCCAGAAAUUAGUGAGCUUAAACAACUCAUUUCACUAUAUCUAUCUUCUAGCAGACUUUCGGGAAAAAUUCCCGAUGAUCUGGGCAAGUGUCAGGGCCUCAUAACCAUCCAAAUGGACCACAAUAAUCUCACCGGUGUCAUUCCAACCUCUUUAGGCAACCUUUUGAGCUUGGACAUGCUCAACCUGUCCUAUAAUGAUUUGUCAGGUGUCAUCCCAACAGUACUAAGUGAUCUUCAACUUCUUAGCAAGUUAGACCUAUCUUAUAAUCGUCUCCGAGGAGCAAUCCCAAGAAAUGGAGUGUUUGAGCACCCCGCAAACGUUUCCCUUGAUGGCAACUCGGGACUUUGCGGACAAGCAACCGGUUUCCAUGUGCCCUCAUGCCCAGAUGCCUCGCCGAGAACAGGAAGACACUAUCGUUUGAUUACGGUGUUGAUCACAAUAAUUGGUUUCCUGUCAUUGGCACUGUUGACUUGCUUUAUAAUCCACGAGAAGAUACCACAGGCAACAUUUUCGUUGCUGCCUUCUCUCGGGGAGAAAUUCCCUAGAGUUUCUUACUGGGAUCUAGCUCGAGCGACAAGCAACUUCUCUGAGAUUAACUUGAUUGGCGAAGGAAGUUACAGCUCAGUGUACAAAGGAAAGUUGAAACAAGUUAAAACAGAAAUAGCGAUCAAGAUACUUGACCUUGAGAUUCCGGGUGCCGAAGGAAGUUUUGCAUUAGAAUGCAAAGCAUUGAGAGGCAUUCGUCAUAGAAACAUUGUUCCCCUCAUAACUGAAUGCUCCGCAAUCGACAACAAAGGCAAUGCUUUCAGAGCUAUCAUCUAUGCUUUCAUGCCCAAUGGGAACUUGGACACUUGGUUGCAUCAUCAAGGGAAUCAGGCAGCUGGAAGGCAUUUAGGCUUGGCUCAAAGAAUAAGCAUCGCUACUAACAUAGCCGACGCAUUGGACUAUUUGCACCAUUAUAGUGGGAGGCCCAUCAUCCAUUGUGAUUUGAAGCCGAGUAACAUACUCCUAGACAUUCAUAUGAAUGCUUGUCUAGGAGAUUUUGGCAUCGCGAGGUUCUACAUUGAUUCUAAACUGAGAACAGUCGGUGAUUCAAGUUCAAUUACUGUGAACGGAACUCUCGGAUACAUGGCUCCAGAGUAUGCUGAAAACGGUCACGCAUCUACUUGUGGGGACGUAUAUAGUUUCGGAAUAGUACUUUUGGAGAUGCUGACAGGAAAAAGACCAACGGAUGAUAUGUUCAGGAACGAACUCACCAUUGUCAGAUUUGUGGAAACGAAUUUUCCUGAUCACACAUUAAAUUUUCUGGAUUCUCGUCUGGUAAAUGAAUGCAAUGGUGGCAUCGACCAAAUAGCAGCAGGAACGGAAAACCCGCCGAUCUUUCAGUCCUUGUUAUCUUUGCUACGAGUAGCACUUCAGUGUACACGCCAAUCCCCAACUGAACGGCUUAACAUGAGAGAAGUAGCUACCCAAUUGUGCAAAAUCAACAUGGUGAACACGGGAAGGAGAGUUAGGAGCUCAACUUCUUUUAGGAGACUUGUCAGCUGGGCUUCUCAAAGGAGCUAAAGAAGAAAUGGAGGUGCAAUUAGAGUCUGUUGAUAAAAUGGUCCCUGCUAAGAAUGUAAUGUAAUACACUUUAUACUCCAGCUUGCAUGUCCUUUUUGGAUUAAUAUCCUAUUCUGGGUCCAGCAAUCA